This is a messenger RNA of Haliotis rubra (blacklip abalone), 3316 nucleotides long. RefSeq lists its product as uncharacterized. Bases 82 to 2982 code for a protein of 966 amino acids. The transcript is spliced from 7 exons. The record is from RefSeq and is a predicted model, not a curated record. NCBI's taxonomy places the organism in Eukaryota, Metazoa, Mollusca, Gastropoda, Lepetellida, Haliotidae. Gene Ontology annotation, molecular function: NAD+ poly-ADP-ribosyltransferase activity.
AAAGGCUUGUCACGUGGUGUUCUUUUCCCGGAACUUGAUAUCAGGGGCGUUUCACGAGGAGGGGAAUGUCGAAGGGAUAAGAUGAGUGGAUUUAAGAACAGAACCCGACCGGGUGGGCGGAGAAGGUGGAAGGACACAGAGAAUGUGACAGAAGACAGCCCUACGAAAAGUAGUGACUAUGCAACAAAAAUAUCAGUCAAGACUUCAAGACACAGUUUGACUCAAGGUUCCAGCGAUCUGUGUGAACUAUACGUCAGUGGACCUUGCUACUGCUCUCGUUUGCAUCACCAAAAAAGGUCCCCGUACGUCUGGCAAUACCAGAUAAAGCCUGAUGUAUGGAGCCUACUGUCAACCGUUCAGAUGGAACUGCUAGAGCAAGCUUUCUGCAACAAUGAGGAAAGAACAGUCGUGGAGAUAAAGAGAUUUGGAGAUGUCAAAGAAACUACUGUCACGUUUGACGAAAUUCUGGACCCACCUUCGAGAAGUUCAGUCAAUAAAUUCAGUUUCCAAAGACUGUCAACUCGGUCCUACGCUGAGGCCGGAAGUGACCCCAUAGUCCUCUACACUCAGUGGGUGUGGUACUGGAAAGAUAACAAUGACAAGUGGUCUUCCUUUGUUCCGCCGGAACUUCAGCUGACCCUGGAGACCAAGUACCUGGCUGGACAGAACACCUACUUCUACACUAUCGCAGAUCAGGAAUACCGCCUGGACUUCACCUCUCUGGUUCAGGUCAACAGGAAGUAUCUAACUCGGAGGCCAGUUCAGAGGAGGCCGAUGUUUGUAUAUCUUGAUGACGCCAGGAGCCGCCAACAGACGUGUUCCAGUCUAUUGAUGUCCCCGGCGGCGGUCACACCAACUGACGUCCCCUCGAACUGGGCUCCGCUUGACCGUUAUCAGGACAGUGAAAAAGUGGAAUUGGAUGCAAGCUCCGAUGAAUUUACCACUGUGAUGUCAUCCAUCUACAAAACUCUGUCAGCGGAGAGAUGUCAAGUCCAGCGACUAUACAGACUGCAGAAUGCUUUACUUUGGCACAAUUUCCUCAGUAUGAGGAAGACACUUCAGAUGUCUCAUAGCACAGAGAGCAUUGAUCAGCGACAACUCUUCCACGGCACAGACACUCUAGACGUGGUCAACAACAUCUGCAUCAACAACUUUGACUUCAGAGUCAGCGGCAAGAACGCCACUGUGUACGGCAAGGGGGCGUACUUCGCCCGUGACGCUAAGUAUAGUCACAAUUACACCAAAGGCAGGAAUAAGUACAUGUUCCUAGCCCGAGUGCUUGUUGGAAAGUACACACUGGGAGACAGCAGCUACACGAGGCCUCCACCGAGAAAAGGCCACGUGUUGUACGAUUCUUGCGUCAACGACAUUAACAACCCUUCAAUAUUUAUUAUAUUUGAGCGAAAUCAGUGCUACCCCGAGUACCUUGUCGAGUACAGAGAUGGAAGUGUUGAUGAAUCCGUGUCUGUAAACAGAAGAAAUGGACCACAGGGAGCCGCUGGUACUAGUGUUACCAGUGCUUCCAAACACUCUUCUCCUUUACAGCCUGUCCCGGCUGCAACAUCCCCGACAAAAACACCCUCUGUGAAAUCUACUGGAAACUCUUCUCUAAACCAGAAUCAAACAAUACCUGCAACAAGUACCAGUGUUAUGGGUGCUUUGAAACACUCGUCUCCUGUGCAGCCUGUCCCAGCUGCACCAUCCCAGACAACAGCACCCUCCAUGAAAUCUACUGGAAACUCGUCUCUAAACCUGAACCAAACAUUACCUGCAACAAAUACCAGUGUUACCGGUGCUUUGAAACACUCUUUUCCUGUACAGCCUGUCUCAGCUGCGCCAUCCACGGCGAAAACACCCUCCGUGAAAUCUACUGGGAACUCGUCGUUUCUAAUGCAGAAUCAAACAAUACCUGCAACACCUGCAACAAUACCUGCAACAAAUACAGUUUCAGCUUCUUCCAGCUCCAGCAAUCAACGCCAGGUUAACCCUGGGCAAAGCAACACAAGCGUUUCACCCAUACACACUCCGCCCAGAAAGAGAUCAUCUGUAGGAAAUGGAGCUGUCCUUGGAUUGGGAAGUCGUGGUCGUGGUCAAGGUAUUGAUGAUCAACACACAGGAAACGCGUCUCUAAACCAGAAUCAAACAAUGCCUGCAACAAGUACCAGUGUUACGGGUGCUUUUAAACACUCUUCUCCUGUGCAGUCUGUCCCGGCUGCGCCAUCCCCGACAAAAACACCCUCCGUGAAAUCUACUGGGAACUCCUCCAUAACAACUACAGUUUCAGCUUCUUUUAGUUCCAGCAAUCAACGCCAGGUUAACCCUUGGCAAAGCAACACAAGUCCUCCGUCUGUACACACUCCCCCCAGCAAUAGAAGAUCAUCUGUAGGACAUGGAGCUGUCCUUGGAUUGGGAACUCGUGGUCCUGGUCAAGGUUGUGGUGAUCGGUGGUCAAUGGUCGAUGAUCUUUCUGAAGCCGAGAAAACCAUACGUACUGGGCACAGUUCAGCUACAUGCAGCAACUCUUCUGACGACAUGUAUGACAAUUCGUCCUAUUCUGAUAAAACGUUAUCGAAUCACAGACCUGUACAUGGGCAGUCUGCCCUUUCUCAGAAAACGUCAACCGCUGAAGGUUCGGGCUUGAAAAGCCAACACCACCAUAGGGACAAAUCGAGUGAUUAUACAUUACCCACAUUCACAUUGAGACAGUCGGUAUUAUCUCAGAAAACGUCACCUAGUGCAGGACUGAGUACCUCAAACAACCACAAUGAAAUGGAUGCCUCACGCGCUUGCUCCCAGAGCGAUCAAAGUCAGAUCUACUACAAGGUCAGUUGUACAAGAACUACAGCCAUAUACGCCCGGCCUGGUGACGAUGGCAAAACAGGAAAUUCAGCAACAUUUCCACGUUUUCUCACUACUGGAAGAAACUUAAAACCAGUUCCGUUUAGUCCUGAGAAAAAAAGGAAAGAUUGCACCAUAAUGUAACAAAAGACAGUUGCCCUUUCCCAUAGUCGGCAAAAGGCCACGUUGAUGUAUUCACAAAGACUCUUAACUCUGAGUUAACGCCCUUGCUUUUGAGCAUCUGCAUGCAGGAAGACAGGGCCCUGCUUACACUGUCCAGUAACUGCUUUUAACGAAUGGCGUUGUAUGACUUGACGUAUAGAGAAUAUCUCAUACAGAUGUAGAUUUUCCUUUGGCAUGCAAUUUGCACGUUUGCAAUAGUCAUAUAGUGAAAUAACGGAAACGUUCAUUUUUGUGAUGUGACUAAGGGAAUUACAUAUGACAUGACUGGAUUCGAAUUGUCUGAACCAACUUAAUC